CGUCCGCUCAAACCAGAAACGCGGCCGUCCUCGUAUAUUAUGCCCGCCCAACCGCCGCCUUUUCUUUAUCUUCGCCGGUUUUAAUCUCAGGCUGGGAGGAAAAUCGCGGCUCGCAACCUCUCUCGGUUGAUUUGGGAUUUGGGAGGCGCUAGAGGUAUCCAGACUUUGUUGACUCAUGGCUCGUACUAAGCAAACCGCUCGCAAGUCCACCGGAGGAAAGGCUCCUAGGAAGCAACUAGCCACCAAGGCUGCCCGUAAGUCUGCACCCACAACUGGGGGAGUGAAGAAGCCUCACCGCUACCGCCCUGGGACUGUUGCUCUUCGUGAAAUCCGCAAGUACCAGAAGAGCACUGAGCUGCUCAUAAGGAAGCUUCCAUUCCAGAGGCUUGUUCGGGAGAUUGCCCAGGAUUUCAAGACUGAUCUGCGUUUCCAGAGCCAUGCAGUGCUUGCUCUGCAGGAGGCCGCGGAGGCCUACCUGGUGGGUCUCUUUGAGGACACGAACCUGUGCGCCAUCCACGCCAAGCGCGUGACAAUCAUGCCCAAGGACAUUCAGCUGGCUAGGAGGAUCCGUGGUGAGAGGGCUUAGGUUCUCUGCUACUGGGGGUGGCUCUGGUGUGCAUCUGUUCGAUGUUCCUGCUUUUGUGGCGCUGAACAUCUGUUGGUGUCUUGAACGCUGAAUAGUGCUAAUGUUUAUUUGUAGUGGUAGGAUGUCCGUGCUGCAAUCUUACUACGUUGAGAUCUCUACUAUGGUCUAAUUUGCUAGUAUUCGCACUAAACUGCUAGUCUCGCCCAUUUACGUGAUGGGUGUGUAUCUACGCUUUAUCUAAACCUUGAAUUGACAUGUCAAAAUGGUUGAUUGUGUCAGUGGUUUGCAUUA
Phragmites australis (common reed) is the source of this 877-nucleotide messenger RNA. RefSeq names its product histone H3.3. The transcript has 5 exons. The record is from RefSeq and is a predicted model, not a curated record. Gene Ontology annotation, molecular function: protein heterodimerization activity; DNA binding; structural constituent of chromatin. NCBI's taxonomy places the organism in Eukaryota, Viridiplantae, Streptophyta, Magnoliopsida, Poales, Poaceae. Gene Ontology annotation, cellular component: nucleosome. Bases 176 to 586 code for a protein of 136 amino acids.